Sphaeramia orbicularis (orbiculate cardinalfish) is the source of this 1998-nucleotide messenger RNA. RefSeq names its product transmembrane protein 100. The record is from RefSeq and is a predicted model, not a curated record. The transcript is spliced from 2 exons. Gene Ontology annotation, biological process: cellular response to BMP stimulus. The coding region runs from base 283 to 756 and encodes 157 amino acids. NCBI's taxonomy places the organism in Eukaryota, Metazoa, Chordata, Actinopteri, Kurtiformes, Apogonidae. Gene Ontology annotation, cellular component: plasma membrane.
CACACACACACCAUUCCGCUGCUGCUGCCGCCGCCGCGUGCAGCUCAGGAGAAUGAUGCUGCGCUGAAAACACUCAGACAUUGAUGACACUGAAAACGCAGGGCACAUGCUGGAAGCACCAACAACAGCAACAACCUCUCUGGCAUUGACAGAACCACAAGCAGCUGUAGAGAAACCCCCUGUAGCGUCAUCAGCGGCAGCACGCUCAUCACACACACCCUGAGAGUGCCGCCACCGCUGCUGGCCCACAGCUCUACCCUGGACGAGGACAGCAGGUCAGACAUGGGCUGCUCAUCAGGACGCCAGCCCCCUGCCCCAGUGCUUCACCCGGACUUGGACUGCGGCAACAGCAGCGAGUCAAACACUUUACCCCAAGACUCGGAGAACCAGAACCAGGGUUUGAACGGAUCCAGAGGAGAUGGAGAGGAAGAGGGAAGUGUUGGAAGAGACCCGGUGAAACCACCAGAGUCAGUCCUCACUUUGGAAAGGUUGGCCCAGGCCACGGGGGGCACAGAAAAGUCCUGGUACCGUUGUGUGUUCCCGUUCGGUGUCAUAUCACUAGUGAUCGGGAUGGCGGGCACCGGGGUAACGUUCACCUUUAACACGCUGCUCCAGACUAAAGUGGUGUCGGUGGCAUUGCUCUGUGUUGGCGUGGUGAUGCUGCUGACAGCAGCUGUGUGUUGGAGGGCCCACAGACUGAGGAGGAGGAAAAAGAAAGAAGGGGGGUUCUUCACUGCUGAUCAGGGCACUUUGUGACAGAGGUGUGGGCUACAAGGCUACUAGGCAGAGCCGUGUUAGUCUGAGCAGAGCACUUACAGAUGAACUUCCUCAACUGAAAGGACCUCUACAUAAUAGAAAAGAUGCACAGACACUUGGAUCAGAAACCUGUGUUUUUUCUUUUGUGAACUAAGAUUGUGAUGGAGAGGAUGAAAGAGUUGGGUGGUGUUAGUUGUGUUCUGUGUUUGUGCCAGUGUUGGCUGUAAUUGAUGUUUCUGGAGACAGUUUAGCAUAGGUGUCAUCAGCACUCUGAGCAGACCAGCUGGGUAAAGCAUGCAUCAUUGCCCUCCUGUCAUCAACACUUGGUCAUUCCAGAAUGGAUUUACCUGGACAUCAGAUCCAGUGGAGUGCUGAGUCUAGAGCACCUUGAAGAAUGACCUCAUUGUGUCAGGGAAAUGUGUUAGAGAUAGGAACCUCAGGAAUAGUCAUUUAACAUCGUAUGGUUAUCAGUACCUUGGCCAGAGAAGAUCUGGAUCAGCAGAAGGGACCAGAGGUCCAGUUUUCUGUUUGUGCUUGUUAAAGCACAGUAGUUUUCAUCAUUCCAACAUUUUAGUUCAUAUCAUCUGGAAACAACUUUUACACUGGUUGUGUUUUGCAGCUGAAGAAAAUCUACUCAAUGAUGUGAAGUGCUGAUAGGUGUUGUUUUUUUUUUUUUUCAGAGGGUCAGAGGGGUGUAAUUACAGGUUCCAUCAGAUACACCUCUGGAGGCCUAAUCCAGAUAUCAUCACAGGAACUUAGAAAAAUGCUCAUGCUUUUCCAUAGCAACAUGAAAUAGUGUCCUCUAUCUUUAUUAGUGUCUUGAUGUGUACUUUGAGGAGAGGCUGAGGUGUGCAUUUUUGCCCCGGUUUUGCUCCUGCAGGUUAAAGUGUAGUGUACUAACAGUCUUCAGUGUGUCCUAAAGGGGGAACCUCAGAGCCCAAAGUCAGCAGGAAUGAAAGACACCGGGCUUUUCUUCCCCACUUAGCAGGUGUUGAAGUUUUGCAUGUGUAUCAUGUAAUGCAGCGCAGCUACUCAUUAGGCAGCAGCAAGGGUUUAAUUUGGAAAGAGAGGUUCAGGAAUCAGGCAAAAGUUACAAAAGAUGACCCAAUAUGCCGAGCAAAUUUUCCCAGGGGAAGAAUUACAGGCCCUUUUUUAUACUUGUCAUGUUUCUGCCUGAGCCUGAAUGACCGAGGUCAAAGGUCCGAACAGGUCUGUUGUGUCUCUGCUUUGGCCAUCAUGGUC